Chaetomium strumarium is the source of this 1320-nucleotide messenger RNA. RefSeq names its product domain of Kin17 curved DNA-binding protein-domain-containing protein. Gene Ontology annotation, cellular component: nucleus. NCBI's taxonomy places the organism in Eukaryota, Fungi, Ascomycota, Sordariomycetes, Sordariales, Chaetomiaceae. Gene Ontology annotation, biological process: DNA damage response; DNA replication. Gene Ontology annotation, molecular function: double-stranded DNA binding. The record is from RefSeq and is a predicted model, not a curated record. The transcript is spliced from 2 exons. Bases 208 to 1164 code for a protein of 318 amino acids.
GUUUUGCGGCUCAUUCCAUUCACAACAACCUCCCACGCCAAACGAACAGCUUCCUUCGCGCAACGCAACGCCAUCUCCUCCGUCACCGGCAUUAACCGUCGAAGAGUCAUCGCUUAGUCGCUGUCGCACUCAUCUCAAAUUGAGCCCUAACAAUCCAGAACCACCCACCGCUAGACUCCGCGCAGCGAGUCGGUUGCCACCGCGAAGAUGGGCAAAGCCGAACCGGGCUCGACCAAAUACCUCUCCAACAAGAUGAAACAGAAGGGCCUGACCCGCCUCCGCUGGUACUGCCAGAUCUGCGAAAAGGCUUGCCGCGAUGAGAACGCAUUCAAAAUGCACUGCCAGUCCGAAAGCCACAUGCGCCGUGCGCUCGAAGCCGGGCAGAACUUCAAGAGCGUCCAGGAGGACUAUAGCAAACAAUUUUUGCACGAGUUUAUUUCCUUACUGAAAACGGCCCACGGCGAGAAGAGCAUCCACGCCAAUAAGUUCUACCAGGAGGUCAUCGCCAAGAAGGACCAUACGCAUCUGAACGCCACCAAGUGGCAUUCCCUGACCGACUUCGUGAAGUACAUCGCGAGAGAAGGGAUUGUGAGGGCCGAGGAGAAGGAGGACGGGCUAUUCAUCGCUUGGAUCGACGACUCACCUGAGGCGAUGAAGCGGAGAGAGGCGGUGAGGAGGAAGGAGAUGCAGGAUAAGGGAGAUGAAGAGAGAGAACAGAUGAUAUGGGGGGAAGAGGAGGACGAGGAAAAGGGGAAGGAAUUGAAGAGGGAGGAGGGCGAAAAGAUCAAGUUGAGCUUCGGGACCAAGACGACGGGGAAAAGCACGACACCUGAGGUCGCUACCCGUUCGCCGAGCGCAGGCGCCGAGGGUUCUGGUUCAGAUCUUACCAAAAGGACAAGCAAUGGAGAGACAAAAAAGGAGGAGGAGGAGGAGGCCAAGCCUGGCGAGGUGACAGCCGCAGUGAAGCCGGUGUCUCUAAAGUUCGGCGCCAAGCCGCAACCAAAAAAUGUCUUCAAGAACGCGUUUGCCGGCGCUCCGAAGAAGGUCAUGGCCGCUCAACCAAAGAAGAUGAGCGAGGCGGAAAGGAUCAUGAAGGAGGAGCUAGAGCGGAAAAGAGCGCGGGAAGCCGGCGGCGGGCCUCCCCAGAAGAGGCCGCGGUUCUAGGAGGCUCGAGACCUGGGGAUACGGAGUGUCAUAUACUGCAUUGUUCUGGCGUUGCGGGUUGCUGGCUUUGGAAAGAGCAUGAUACCAGGACAGGGAUAAAAGGGCAUGACGUGGUUCAACCAUUAGAUACCUAGAUAAAUACGCUAAAUGUCGAGA